CUAGGAGGUUCCCUCAAACUCAUGAAGAGUAAAUCGAAUCUACUACUUUUGGGUUGCGAACAACGACCGAUUUGUUUUUGCUAAUUACUUUUGUUGAGAAAAUGUAGCACAGUAGUAUUCAUUGAUGAAAGUAUUUUAAAUCACACGACUACUUCGAAAUGUCGAUGUAGGUGGACUAAAGAAAGCGCACGAAAACUUGAGUAUUAACGGAUGGUGUCCGAUCUCAGGAUGCAGUGGUUUUGGAUAUUAUACCCCAAUUUACUUAUUUGGUUUCACCACUGUACAUCAGCUUUGACGUUGGAGAGCAAGACCCUGUUCACAUAUGACGAGUCCUACUACGAGUACGUACCCGACAGGCUACCGUGGCAUGGGGCCGGACACCUCUGUAGCCAGCGCUCGGGGGCCUUAGCCACGGUAUCCAACACCUUCGAGAACCGAGAGCUCACCACCUUCUUAAAGUCCCUGAACAUAACUCACCCCGUGUGGAUUGGCAGGAAAGUCAUGACACACUUAAAGAGUUCCACCGAGACCCUUAUCCUGGAGUUUGACGGGAGAUCUGACGUGAAGAACGCGCGCCUCCUGCACAAGUUCCCCGCCAUGUGCGAAGUGACCGUUUGCACCCGUGUCCGCUUCGAUCCGGCCUGCUACGGAUUUUCCACUGUCUUCUCUUAUUCCAUCCAGUCAUUCAUUAAUGAGUUCCAGCUCCGCGCCAGGCUGAUCCAGGGCCAGCCCGUCCAGCUGGCUCUGUUGGUCCAUGGCAUGCACGGGCCCUACCAGGAGGCCUUCCGCCAUGAUGGCUCCUGGCACUCACUGUGCGUGAGCUGGUCGCGCCACGGUGGACGCUGGGCCCUGUUUGCCAACGGCCAUCCGGUCAACCGGGGCGACAGCCUGUACAGCGCAGGUGACGUGGGCCCUGAUGGCCACUUCAUCCUGGGCCAGGAGCAGGACUCGUUCGGGGGCUCGUUCAAGAGUGCAGAGUCCUUCUCGGGUAGUCUCACGCAGCUGCACAUUUGGGAGCGGAUGUUGAACGACAGCGAAAUCCACACCAUGGAAAAAGAGUGCUCUCCCGCCUCAUCUGGGCUGGUAUUCAAGUGGAGUGCCACAGUCCUGGAAGUGGAGUCCUCCCUGAAGAGACUCUGGGGAGACUCGCCGUGCCAAGCUAACAGCAGUGAGUUGGCCGACGAGUUCCUGUACUCCCUGUUGGAUUCAGAUGUGGUGCCAUAUCACAACUUCUCUGAGGUGGUGGAUGCACCUCAGGCUGGAGAGUGUGUCACCUUUGACCCCCUGAGUGGAGGCUGGGGCUUAGACGUUUGUGACAGUCAGAGAGGUGCCGUCUGCCAGUUUGAGAAAGAGGUGUUGGACAUCUUCGGCUUUCCCAAGACAGCGUUUUUCAUUAAGGUGAUUGAGGACAUGAGCAUGAACGCGUCGUCUGAGAAAGACUUGGUGUCGCUGAGCGGACUGACUACCGUGCUGGUCAGGGUCCUGGAGGCCAGUCCGGACAUCCUCACAUCCACCGAUGUCCUCUACCUCACCGAGAUGAUGAAACUGGAGGCCACCACCACCACCCAGGAGGUCAACCAUGCCCAGGGUGGCCUAGACUCUGCCGAGGCCAUGGUGUCCAUUGCCACCAACUACCUGAAACUGGCCAGUCUCAUCCUGGACUCUAAGAGGGCCACCCAGUGGCUAGGUCGGCUGGAGGACGUUACUGUGGGACCAUUCACUGUGGUGGAGAGCAUUGAUAAACUGACUGGAGCUUUAGCAGAUGUGCUAUCUGCCGAGUGGAAAAGCUUCACACUCUCCACGGAAAACAUAGAUGUGCACGUGGAGGCACAGAAGCUGUCCCAGAUGAGCUGCAGCUGUGUGUUUAAACCGUCAGUGUUUGGCGGUCACAGUAGAGGUAGUGGCCAGGACGAGCUGCUCAUCCCCGACACGGAGGUCCAGAGACUACAUGACUUGGGUCACAAGGAAGUGAUGUUCAUCCAUACGUACUACAGUCAUCUAAUGGAGAUCCAGUCUAGGAUGGAGCAGGAUACUUCUCCAGAAGACCAGAGUAAAAACACAGGUGUCCUCCCUGGUCGCCUGGCCACUGCAGUCAUCUCAGCCACGGUUCGAGACCCCUCCAAGGCCCAGAACAUCCCAGUGGCCAUCCACUAUACUUUGUCCUCCUCGCACGUGGUGGAGUAUUCGCAGCGAAUCACGCCUGUUUGCGUGUUUUGGAAUUUCACCCUAAUGACUGGAAAUUCUAACGGCUGGUCCAGCGAAGGUUGCAGGGUGACUCACACGAGCUCUGAUGUCACUUCCUGCUAUUGUAACCACACCACCAACUUCGCCGUCCUGAUGAAUUACAUGGAGUCCAAGUGGACUCAGGAGGAGGAGGAUAUUUUGACGAAGCUGACGUUUAUCGGCUCUGGGGCCUCUCUGUGCGCGCUGGUGUUGACCUUGAUGCUGUUCACCGUGCUGGACAUUCCCAAAUCGGACAGGACGUCUAUCCACAAGAACUUGUUCAUUGCGCUAACCUGUGCCCAGAUUGUCCUUCUCUGCAGUGGCUCAGCUGUCAACAACAAGGUGGCCUGCACCCUGGUGGCGGCCCUGCUGCACCUUUUCUUCAUGGCUGCCUUCAGCUGGAUGCUGGUGGAAGGACUGCUGCUCUGGAGCAAAGUGGUUGCGGUCAACCUGAGCGAGGACCAACACAUGAAGUACUACUACCUCAUUGGCUGGGGUCUGCCAGUGCUGAUAGUCACCAUCACCCUGGCCUCUGCCUCGGGGAAGUACUCUGCUGAUGGCCACUGUUGGCUCAGUGUGCAGAACGGGGUCAUCUGGGGCUUCGCAGGCCCUGUCAUUUUCAUAAUUAUGGUGAACAUCAUGGUUCUGAUGCGGGUGGUGGUCAUCACCAUCUCCACAGCCAAGAGGAGGUCCAUCAUGCUGGCAAUGGAUAGCAGUCCUGUGGAGCAGGCCUACGAGCAGAUCAGGGCUGCAGUGAAAGCGGUGCUGGUGCUACUGCCAAUCCUGGGCCUGACCUGGCUCUGUGGCGUCCUGGUGCCCUUCUCCAUAGUCAUGGCCUACAUCUUCAUCUUUCUCAACUCACUGCAGGGCCUGUUCAUCUUCCUGAUAUAUGGGGUGUACAACACAGAGGUUCGGAGCACAGUUAAAAGGAUCAAGGAGAGAAGAAAAGCGCUACGUUUUUCAAACUGUGCCAGCUCCAGACCCUCCAGCUCAUUGACCAGCUCCCGGCCCGCCAGCAGCCCCACACACAAGACCUGCUCCGGCCAGCCCAGCCCACUCCCUAACCCUACCUACCCCCACACCCCAGGCCUUGUGGAGGAGAACGCCAACAGAGGUCAGCUGUCCAUUCCUUGUGUCCCAAAGAGCCUAAAGGAUUCCCACAGUCAUGCUACAGGUGCCUUGAUCCCCAGAAUGGACAACCCUCCCAAAGCCAUGGAGGCCAUGCUAGGUGGAUGUAGCCUUCACGUACCCAUGAUGGACGUCGAGCUCACGUCUUGUUUCUCCCUCCCGAAACCCUAAUCCCCAGAAAACCUACGGCCUUGUAUAUUUAGGCGAACCCAUCUGUGGCCCUCAUUACCGCUCUGUCAUUUUGCUGUUGUUUUUCUUCUUUGUCUGCUUGUCUCUUGAGGUGGUGUUAAUUUUUAUAUAUAUUUUUUAUAUACUGAUUCCACAUGGUCUCUGUACAGUAUGUCAUUUAAUAUUUUUACUUUUUGUAAUGUUUUGUUGAACAACGUAUUAUUAAUUUACAACACGUUAAUUAGGUAACAAACGAUAAUAGAAUUCAAGGCUGUAUAAAUCCAUAUAUCGAAAGAAUAGGGCAGCACUUUCUUUUACCAAGUAGUAUGGAAUAGUGAUUUCAAUAUCUCCACCCAAAAAUGUGUUUAAAAUAAACAUACAGUACUCUUCACUGUUAAAAUAAUAAUUUUCACUGUACAUAAAGGUGCAUAUUUGCUUAAAAUGACCGGGAAUGCAACUAAAAACCUCCCCCGUUAAAUGAACCAUGUUGCAUUCUGAUUGAAUUAAUAUUACUCUGUGUAAAAAUGAAUGAACGGUAGAGUCACCUGCAGGAAGUGACAGCAAAGCGGUGUUGGCAUAUAAUUAUUUAUUGAAAUAUGAAGAAAAAGUCCAUCAGCUUUGAAAGAAACUCCCCAGAACAGGAAGUGGCAGGACAUAGUGUCAGUAUGGGGGGGGGGGAUGUGAGUGUGAGAGAGAGAGUGUUUGAGGACUUCCAAGGCAGCUGUAGAACUUUACCAGAACACACAGAAUGAGAUGGGGGACUGAUAGAGAUUGUCAUUAAAUACACACACUUAAGUAGUGGAUUCAUGCCAAAAUAAAAACUUUUUUUUUUUGACUAUUUUUCGAUACCAGUGGGGGGUUUUUCACCAUAGUGCAUCGCAUUUCGUAAUAACGUCUAUCGCAACAACAUUUGUCUAUCGCAACAACAUUUGUAUUUGUUUUGGCAUGAAUUUGCUUCCAUAGUUAAGCAGGGGACGAGAAUAGAAAGUACAAUACUUCAUGGGGUUUAAAGCCAAAAGUUUAGCCAAAAUAGUUUUUUUCUGUCUUUAAUAAAACGCACUGUUCAGAAUGGAUACUGAAUCAAUCAUUUACCCAACCACUAACAUUUACAAAAGCAGAAAUGUAUGUACUGAAGAUACAAAAAAUAUUUUUGAAUCACAGACGAAUGUGAAGUGGAUGAUGUGAUGGUUUUGAAGUGUACAUUAUAAGGGAAGGAACGAGCACAGGUUCAAUGCUGUAAAAAAUAAUUGUGAUUCAACACAAUCCAUAACGCUGAAGAGCAGCGCUGUAGCGCAAUUGAAAUUUGAAGGUUCCGAUUCAGCUGACAUAUGCAGCGUUUACCGUGAAUGCAGUCUCCACGAAUGCGGGAAUAAUGCCUUUACAUUUCUAUUGCGCUGUAGCGCAGGUCUUCAGCGCUACUGAUUGAAUCGAGCCCUUGAUCCAUUUUGACGUAGAUGACUUACAAAAUGUAGACAGGCGGACUGAUAUAUAUAUAUGUGUGUGUAUGUAUAUACAUAUGUGUGUUUAUAUAUAUAUAUAUGUAUCACAAAUGUUUGGGGCCUUAUUUGUGUAAGACAACAAUGUAAUUCCACAAAAGGACAUUACAGAAUGGCAAACUUCUGGAUGGCUGUGGGGGGGGGGGGGACUGUUUGUUCAUUCAGUUAUAACACAUCACAGGUAACCACAGCUCACGGGACAGAUGCAGUCUUUGGUAUCAAACAAACAGGGCUGAAAUGUGAAGCUAGUUGAAAUUCAAUGACAAGAAACAACUGAUGCAAGGACAGUAACAAUCACACCCAUUAACUUAAAUACAAUACUUAUAUUUUUUUCCAAUUUACAGCUCAGAAUCCCAUAGACAUGUAAUUUAAAAAAAAAAUGAUAUUGAUAAUUUCUAAGAUAAUUGUUUUGUUCCUGAACUGCAUCAAUACAUUUAAAAAAAACAUGCAACAGUAAACAAAUAUAUUUGGCCUUGUCACCUUGCGCUUAUAACACACAAGAACAAAACCCAGGGCUGGAUUCAAUCUGUAUCGCCAAAGUAUUGCGGAAGUUCUGCGUUAAAAUUGAAAGGUCAUUUCAGAUUGAGCCUACAUAUGCAGCAUUUACCAUGAAUGCAGUCUCCGCGACCGCUGGAACGUUGCCUUUAAUUUCAUUUGUGCUAUGAAGCGGAUCUUCAGCCCUACGAAUUGAAUAGAGCCCCAAGACGCAAUAAAUUAUUUUCAUUUUUAAGCGUAACCAGUGACAUACAUUGAAAGCUAGAACAUUGAAAAACAAUUCUAAAUAAAGCAAGUAUCUGAAACUGAACCCUAACACAAUAUGCACAUUUUUUGAAUGCCAACAGAAAAACUGUUUUAGAAAUUAAAUGUUUUAAGUGAGAUUCCUUUUUGAUUUUAGUGUCUCACGACAUAAUUAUGUACUAGUCAAAGAAACAAAGAAAAAAGUUCAACACUGUACACGCCAAAGAAAGCAAACCAGAGGAAUCAAUUUUGUGUUUUUAGUUUUUUUAGGAAAUCAUUGCUUUGCAAUUUGCCUUGUCACAGUUAUCUCCCACAGGACCGCUUGAAUGUAAACACCACUUGAAUUAUUCUUGUUUUUAUUUUUUUACAUUAAUACUUUAUAUAUAUAUUUGUACAUAUUUUCAUUCACAUCUGCACGGUUAGCUAGCAUCGUAAUGAAAUAAGGCAAGACUCACAUAACUGUGACAUCACAAAUGUAUAAUACUGAUACUUAAGGUUUUGUUACUUUUUUUGUUUGAUGUUGUUCUGCAGCAGGCUUUGGUCUGUUCGGACAAAAGGCAGUGUUUCUCAAAUCUAAAAUCAUGCUUUCUUUCCAGUUCUAACGAAAGGGAUACAUAUUUUUGGGGGAGGGGGGAAUCACACUCCAUAUCUGUCUAUGCAACCAUAAAAUAGCCAUGUAGAACAUUCAAAUAACUUAUCUAUGGUGUGUAAAACACAUUUUACUGAGGUAAAUGGUAAACAUUGUUGAUAUGAGAUCCUUUUGGGGUGGUUACAGGGUGGAUUACAAAGAGGAGCCUCAGAAUGACCAAGAGGAGGAAAAAACUAAUAUUUUCAAAAAUAGUUUUUUUGUUCUCUUCUUUUGUUCUGUCAUGUUUUAAUUCAUUUUGUUCAUCUGUUUUUCGGUGACUGGGGCUGCACACGAGUCUCUGUCAGGUUCUGACAUUUUCACCAGUUCUUCGUUGCCGUCUGUCUGUCCGGCCUGUUAGCCAUGCAGCUUCUUUGAAGCUGGCUAAAGAGAUUCUUGUCCAGCUGCUCUGGUCUGCCCAAUGCAGUCAGCUAAUACAGUACCAACACUGAAAAGCAUGGGCCAGUCUAAAGAGAGCGAACCACCCACACGCCUUUGCCAAAGUCACCGCUCUCUUCUGAAACCCUCACCACAGAUAUCAUAGGGUGGCUGGCACUCUUCACUGCUCAAAACCCUUCAACAGUAUGGGAGGUGCAGAAUACUAAUGGUUUGCUUGUUUGUUACUUUAGUUACAGUCUGCUAGUCCUUGUAUCACCUUGAUGGUUUGUGUUUUUAUUAAAAGCAGAAAAAAAAUGA
This is a messenger RNA of Oncorhynchus gorbuscha (pink salmon), 7074 nucleotides long. RefSeq names its product adhesion G-protein coupled receptor D2. Gene Ontology annotation, molecular function: G protein-coupled receptor activity. Gene Ontology annotation, biological process: adenylate cyclase-activating G protein-coupled receptor signaling pathway; cell surface receptor signaling pathway. NCBI's taxonomy places the organism in Eukaryota, Metazoa, Chordata, Actinopteri, Salmoniformes, Salmonidae. The coding region runs from base 211 to 3522 and encodes 1103 amino acids. The transcript is spliced from 25 exons. Gene Ontology annotation, cellular component: membrane. The record is from RefSeq and is a predicted model, not a curated record.